ACUUUAAUAAAUUCAUAUACAAUUGGAACCGUUAAUAGUUAAAUAUUAAAGUAGUUUAAUUUUGAUCAGUGGUUUAUUUAUUGCAUUAGCAGACAAAUACGUUUGCAAAUUAACAUAACCAAGUUAUGAAUGUAUUUUCAAUUAUAAAAGAUUUUAAUGAGCAGUUUCAUUUUCACAUUAUAGGGGGCGAAAAUUUCUCGAAGUAGCGAAAAUUUCUAAUUUUAUUAGGUUAUGGUAGGUUGUUUACGUCGCAUACGCAUAAUUUGAAACGCGAGAUGAGGUUUCAAAAUGUAAUUCUCUUAUCGUUUCGAUUAAUUAAGUAAUGUAUGUAUGUAAAUCUAUUACUAUACCUUCCAUUCACAGGAAAAGAAGUUUUGUAAACAAAAUUAUUUCAUUGACAGAGAAACUUAGCGAUGAGACAGUUUUUAGUAGGUUAAUACAUAAUAAAUAUUCAUGUAAUACAACACAAAAUUUUAAUACAAUGAAUGAUAUAUAUACUUUCAUGGGAAAAAAUUCAAAUAUGGAAAAUAAUAAUGUAUAUUAUAAGAUGCAAAAACAUGACAUUAAAAGACACAUAGGCACAUUUGAAAAAAAUAGUAAGGAUAAAGGAAGAAGAGAUGAUAAUCAAAAAGGUGAUAUAAAUAUGAUUGAUAGUAGUAGCAGCAUAAGGAAUAAAGUAAAACAAGUUCAAGAUAAUAUAAGAAAACACAAAAAAAGUGAAAAAGUGAGACUUGAUAAACAAAAAAAAAAGUAUAGUAAAAUAGAAUAUUAUACUUGUGAUUUAAAUUCAUCCACACCCAUUGCUCUGCAGCAAAGUGAACAGAAAAAUAAAGUGAUGCAGAAGACUGUUCAAAAUUUUAAACCUUAUAUUAGAAGAAAAGCAGAAGAGCUAAAAGAUAAACUUUUAGAAUAUCAGUUCCACAUAAUUAAGAUACAAUCAAACUAUACUACAGAAGAUAUAGUAACAUUGCAGGAUGCUAAUCAUACAGUAUUCAUUUUCAAUAGUAUUAUGAGCAAAUUAAAAGAGGAACUAUCUCAACUACAAGAAGAAUUAAAAGAUUCUUAUAUUGAGUGGAUUAGGAUCAUUAAUAGUUGUAAUCGUACUGUUUCAAAUGAACAGAAUAAAUUGGCUAUUAAUAGUAAUGAUCUGAAAAUAGUAGAAAGUGAAGCAAGUUCGGAAAAUAGCAGUUGCAAUGAAAUAUUUUCAACAAAUGCUUAUAAAAAACGAUCAUCAAACAUAAAUAAAAGUUCAGAGAAGAACAUUUGGGAGAGAAAUAAAAAUACUAUACUUCAGCAGAAUAUUAAACAUGGUAAGAAUAAUGAAAUAUCAUCAAACACGAUGGGUACUAACAUCAUAAAUACAAAGCAGACCUCAAACCAAACUGGUAACAACAAUGAUACUUUACAAAGUGGACAAAAUCCAUCAUCUACGUCCAAUAAAUUAAAAGAUACUAACGCAACUAAAGUACUUGGAACAUAUUUUACAGUGGGAAAAAAAAGUACAAAUUACACGUUAAAUAAAAAUUCAUCAAGUCAAAAUAUUACAGAUACAUUGAAGCAAUUAGGUGGUCAUGAACGAGUUUUAGCUCAAAAGGAGCCAAUAACAAAGAAAAGACGGUUAACAGAUUAUGACAGUGAUAUAAGUAAUAAGCAUGGCAUAGUGUCUUUGUAUAGUUCAAGACAUAUGCGUACACAAGACAUUAAACAGAUAAAUAAGGUGAUACAUGUAAGUGAAGACACAUAUUCUGAGGACUCUGGAAGUUUAAUUUUUGAACCUAUCCCAUUCAAUAAUUUAGAAGUUCUAACACCAAGAUCUGAUUCAAAUGAAAGAGAUACCUUCCGAUCUAACAAAAUAUCUAAUUUUAAUAUACAUUUAAAAGCUAAAAGUAACCAUGAUUCUCAAAUUGUAUCGAAAAAACCUGUAGCUCUUUUAAACACAAACAAUUCAAAAGGGAAGUAUUGGGUAGAAUCCAUUCAAGAUAAAAUGUUUAAUAUAAACGGAAGUUCAGUAAAUCAAAUUGAACCUAAUAUGGAUAAAAAGUUACAAAUGAUAUGCCGAGUGGUACUACAUAAAUACGUACAGUAAUUAAGUUAAUAUUGAUAAUUACGAUUUUUUGUGUUUUAUUUUUGUCUCCUAACUCCUUAA
Messenger RNA from Bombus terrestris (buff-tailed bumblebee), 2146 nucleotides. Its product is annotated as metabotropic glutamate receptor-like protein R. NCBI's taxonomy places the organism in Eukaryota, Metazoa, Arthropoda, Insecta, Hymenoptera, Apidae. The transcript has 2 exons. The coding region runs from base 323 to 2086 and encodes 587 amino acids. The record is from RefSeq and is a predicted model, not a curated record.